This is a messenger RNA of Oenanthe melanoleuca, 2888 nucleotides long. RefSeq names its product transmembrane protein 121 (gene TMEM121). Lineage: Eukaryota; Metazoa; Chordata; Aves; Passeriformes; Muscicapidae. The coding region runs from base 31 to 969 and encodes 312 amino acids. The transcript has a single exon. The record is from RefSeq and is a predicted model, not a curated record.
CCUAGCGCCGGCAGGGCCGCCCGCCUCGCCAUGGUGCUGCCGCCGCCCGACCGGCGCCACGUCUGCCUCACCACCAUCGUCAUCAUGACCUCCAUGGCCUUCAUGGACGCCUACCUGGUGGAGCAGAACCAGGGGCCCCGCAAGAUCGGCGUCUGCAUCAUCGUGCUGGUGGGGGACAUCUGCUUCCUCAUCGUGCUGCGCUACGUGGCCGUGUGGGUGGGCGCCGAGGUGAAGACGGCCAAGCGGGGCUACGCCAUGAUCCUGUGGUUCCUCUACAUCUUCGUGCUGGAGAUCAAGCUGUACUUCAUCUUUCAGAACUACAAAGCGGACAAGAAGAACCUGGAGACGGUGGCCAGGAAGGCUCUGACCCUGCUGCUCUCCAUCUGCGUGCCGGGGCUCUACCUGGUGCUGGUGGCCUUGGACAGCAUGGAGUACAUACGGACCUUUCGCAAGAAGGAGGACUUGCGGGGGCGCCUCUUCUGGGUGGCCCUCGACCUGCUGGAUAUCCUGGACAUCCAGGCCAACCUGUGGGAGCCACACAGGACCGGCCUGCCCAUCUGGGCAGAGGGGCUCAUGUUCUUCUACUGCUACAUCCUCCUCCUGAUCCUGCCUUGCGUGUCCCUCAGCGAGAUCAGCAUGCAAGGCGAGCACAUCGCCCCGCAGAAAAUGAUGCUCUACCCCGUGCUCAGCCUGGUCACCAUCAACAUCGUCACCAUCUUCAUCCGGGCCAUCAACAUGAUCCUGUUCCAGGACAGCAGGGUCUCCACCAUCUUCAUCGGCAAGAACAUCAUCGCCAUCGCCACCAAGGCCUGCACCUUCCUGGAGUACAAGCGGCAGGUGAAGGAGUUCCCGCAGAACGCCAUCGCCCUGGAGCUCCAGCAGAACUCGCUGUCGCACAACCAGACCAUGCACGGCGCGCAGGGCGUCCCCCACGAGCCGUCGCCCACCAGCGAGAUCCUGGACACAUGAGGGCUGCCCCGGCCCGGCGCUGGUUCAGACGGCCCCGUGCCGAGCGGAGAGGGGCGAUGCUGCUCUGACAGACCCCGGCAGCCAGGGCUCCUCUGGGCACAGCAACACCGACCGCGUUCCGAUUGAGUGUGGAGUGUCCUCUAGGCGUCUUCAUCUCAGGUAUAACCCUAGGAGUCCUCCCGAAAACCAAAUGGACUUGCAAAGGACCUGGACCAGCUGACCCCACCCUCUGUCCCCCUCGUGCCACUAUGUCCCCUCCUGAGCAAAGACCGCUAAGGUUGCAGCAUCCCUUUGUACCCCCGAGCACCUCACCUUUACUCCAAGCCCGGAUCAAGAUUUUGUUACUGGAGACCUUUUUACGGAGCAGGGACAAGGGCGUAGGGGUGUGGACGGGGGGGAGGGUGGGGCGUUUGAAGCAGUGACCCCUGUGAUCGUCGAUGUCUCUUCUCUCCAAUGGUUGUGUUUACAGUUUCCUAUUUAUGUCGGCUCCGGGGGCUCUCAGGCUGCCCUGUGGGCCAGUGGUGGGUGACAGCAGGGAGCCCUGCAGUGGGGAGCAGGGCUGGGGCCGGCGAGGCUGCCCCAGCCCGGGCCCAGGGGGACUGAGCCUCCACCGAGCCCUGCGCCGACUCUGCCGGCAGCAAUAUCUGACGAGCUAAAGCUAAUCUAAUGCUGGUGUUUUAUGUAUUUCAUUCACUCCAAACGACUCAGCACAAUAUUUCUAUUUUUAGAAGGGUCCCUUCCUCUCUCUCUCUCUCUCUCUCUCCCUGCCAUCUAGAGCCUCUCUGCCUGCAGCAGCCCCAGCAGCCUCCCCAGCCCCCGGCACUGCUGCUGGCAGGCAUGGGCACCCAGGAGGGAUUAGGAACAAGGAUGGUGAUGAUGCAUUUCACUCCGGCAUCAAGUGUUUAUAAAGACGGCUGCUUUCCACAGCUACUAUAUUUUUAAAAUAAAUAUUGAAAAAAAAAAAAAAAAAAAAAAAAAAACAACAAACCCCCAAAAAAGCUGGGAAGGAUGUGCUGUCCUGGGCAGGUGGCUGGGAUAGGGAUGGGAUGGGAAUGAUGUGCUGCCCUGGUGUCUUGGUUUGAAAGACAGGUGUUUGUUAGGGAAGGCAGGAAACCUCUCUUGAAAUGGAAAAUGUAAACCCCAUCCCUACAAAUUCUUAUGAUUAUGAAAUUAAGGAGCUCUCAGGCAAAAAUAUGGGCAUAAGAAUAACAGUUCCUUACUAGGAAAAUUAAAAUAGAAAUGCAGUAUUAGAAAGAACAAUCCCCAAACACUGCCAGAGUCAGAAUCCAAGAUGACACCCGUCAGUCAGUCAGGGUGUUGGCACAGUCCCAUUCAAUGGUGGCUGCAUCCUCCUGCAGGGGCAGAUGUGGUUCAGCUGGAGCAGUGCUCCUGGAGAAGGUGCAGUUUCCUCUGAAGGUGCAGGGAUGAUGUGGAAAGGUCUGGCUUUCCUCUGGAAUGCAGUGGAAAGAAGGUCCCUUGGUGUCCAAAAUGUCAGUUUUUAUCUGGGUAGGAAAGGCUUGGCUGCUCCCCUGGCUGUAGCAUCUCCCAGUGGGAUGAUGGAAUUUUAUCAGCCAUGCAGUGGGACUGGAUGGGCCAGCAGCAGAUGAUAUCUUCCUGGAGGGAGGAUGGGUUUUGGAAAAGAUAAAGAACACUACCCCACCUGUUUUAACAGAUGGUGAUAGAAUAGAAACCUUUGGUCACAUCCUGCUUUUCAAGCCAAGACACCCAGGCAGGUAGCUGGGAUGGGAUGGGCUGGGAUGGAUGUGCUGCCCCAAGCAGGUGUCUGGGAAGGGGAUGAGCUGGGCUGGGAUGGGGAUGGGCUGAGCUGGGGUCUCUCUGCAGGCGUGGGUGGUGGUGAGGGGCUCAGGCACGGGCAGCAGGGUGGGAGGCGAGGGCCAGCUGGACAAUAAAAGCCCCAU